AUGUUGUCUGCACUGCGAGUGAGAGCUGUGCUUCUCCUCCAUGUCCUAACAACAGUGACUGCACUGAUAGACUCUGAUGAUGUCAUCACACGAGACGAACAGAUCUACGUUCUGAUUGGUGCUCACGCCAAGUGUGAGAGGAGUAUCCAGGCACAAAUGGCCCUCGUUAAAGAAGGUGAGUGCAUCCCAGAAUGGGACGGGAUAAUCUGCUGGCCACGGAGCCAAGCCAGUCAGCUGGUCUCAGUGUUGUGUCCGGAGUACAUCUACGACUUCAACCACCGAGGCCGAGCCUACCGCCAGUGUGAUGCCUCAGGGAGCUGGGAGCGGGUGCCCAGCAUCAACCGCACUUGGGCCAACUACACAGAGUGCACCACCUACUUGACCUCCAACCACAGGAGCCAGGAGGAGAAGGUGUUUGAGAGACUUCACCUGAUGUACACCGUUGGCUACUCCAUCUCUCUGGUCUCGCUGAUGGUGGCCGUCUCCAUCCUCUGCUAUUUCAAACGUCUCCACUGCACACGCAACUAUAUCCACAUCCACCUCUUCACCUCCUUCAUGUUUCGGGCCAUCAGUAUCUUUGUGAAAGAUGCCGUGCUUUACUCCAUAUCUGACGACAACAAGGAUGAGCCUGGGCUUCUUGGACAAAGACCCCAUAUGGCUGGUUGUAAAGUGGCCGUCACUCUCUUCCUGUACUUCCUGGCUACAAAUCACUACUGGAUCCUGGUGGAGGGGCUGUACCUGCAUAGCCUCAUCUUCAUGGCCUUCCUCUCCGACAAGAACUACCUGUGGGCCCUCACCGUCAUCGGCUGGGGUGUACCAGCCGUGUUUGUGUCCAUCUGGGUCAGUGCACGAGCAUCCCUGGCGGACACACAAUGCUGGGACAUCAGCGCAGGAAACCUUAAGUGGAUCUAUCAAGUUCCCAUCCUGGCAGCCAUUGUUGUGAAUUUCUUCCUCUUCCUCAACAUAAUUCGAGUGCUGGCCUCUAAAUUGUGGGAGACAAACACUGGUAAACUGGAUCCUCGACAGCAGUACAGGAAGCUUCUGAAGUCCACAUUGGUCCUCAUGCCCUUGUUUGGAGUGCACUACAUGGUGUUCAUGGCUCUUCCCUACACUGAGGUCACUGGGCUGCUGUGGCAGGUGCAGAUGCACUACGAGAUGUUUUUCAACUCGUCCCAGGGCUUUGUCGUUGCAUUCAUCUACUGUUUCUACAACGGAGAGGUGCAAGCGGAGUUAAAGAAAGCCUGGCUGCGGCGGAGCCUCGCUCUGGACCUCAAACAGAAAGCCAGGAUGACGAGCAGUGGAGGCGGCGGCAGCUGUUAUUAUGGUGGCAUGAUGUCCCACACCACCACUCACAGUGUUAGCCUCUCUGCUGCCAACCCCCGGGCCGUCUCCCUCACCGGGGGGGUGAUGGGCUCAGGUGGUGCUGCUGCUGGUGGGGCAGGGGUCAGGCAGCCGCGCCUCACCUCCCUUCACCCGCUAACAAGCCUGCCUGGAUACGUGCCCAGUGAUACUGAGACCUCCAGUCCGCAGCAGGAGCUGGCUAUGAGGAGGUCAGGGGGAGCGGGGUCCGGGACGGGGGUCUUUGCCAGGCAUCCAAGAGCAAGCAAAGGAAGCCAUGAAGGGGCCAGGAGUCACGGAGGGUCAGGCUCUUCAACCCAAAGCCCAGGAGAAGAAGAUCCAGACAGCACCUUGUCUCCGAAGGAGCUUGAGACAAUAUUUUGA
Myripristis murdjan (pinecone soldierfish) is the source of this 1722-nucleotide messenger RNA. RefSeq names its product parathyroid hormone 3 receptor (gene pth3r). Gene Ontology annotation, molecular function: peptide hormone binding; G protein-coupled peptide receptor activity; parathyroid hormone receptor activity. Lineage: Eukaryota; Metazoa; Chordata; Actinopteri; Holocentriformes; Holocentridae. The transcript has 13 exons. The record is from RefSeq and is a predicted model, not a curated record. Gene Ontology annotation, biological process: cell surface receptor signaling pathway; adenylate cyclase-modulating G protein-coupled receptor signaling pathway. Gene Ontology annotation, cellular component: plasma membrane. Bases 1 to 1722 code for a protein of 573 amino acids.